This is a messenger RNA of Scatophagus argus, 2437 nucleotides long. Its product is annotated as gastrula zinc finger protein XlCGF57.1-like. NCBI's taxonomy places the organism in Eukaryota, Metazoa, Chordata, Actinopteri, Scatophagidae. The record is from RefSeq and is a predicted model, not a curated record. The transcript is spliced from 3 exons. Gene Ontology annotation, biological process: negative regulation of transcription by RNA polymerase II. Bases 132 to 2051 code for a protein of 639 amino acids. Gene Ontology annotation, molecular function: DNA-binding transcription repressor activity, RNA polymerase II-specific.
CGUAAACUGGCCGUCAGUGAAAAGAAAGUGUCGCAAACCAUUCCUCGUUAACGGCUCAAACAGAGCCACUCUGGUGCUUGUUUUUUGUUUUUGUUUUUAUUGCUUUAUAUUUUGCUUCGUACCUAAAUGAAAUGUCGUCCUGUGUGGAGAAGCUCGUGUCGGCCAUCUUGGAGGAGUUCAUGUUGACGGCGGUCACUGAAAUCUGCCGGAGAGUCAAAGUGAAAGCCGAAGAAAACCCGAAGACUGAAGAGGAGCUGCUGGCUGCUGUCAGGAGACUCUGUGAGGCUCUGCUGCAGGAGCUGAGGAGGCUGCUGGAGGAGAACCAGGAGCCAAAGGAGAACCAGGAGCCAAAGGAGAACCAGGAGCCAAAGGAGAGGCGGGAGGCAGACGAUGCUGCAGUCGAGACGCAUCGGGACUUUGCCCUCCAUGCAGCUGACGGAGACGCUCAAGUGGAGGCACACCACCAGUCAGACGUUCAUAUAGGUGAAACCAGCCAAUCGGAGCAGCCUCCUCCGGCGGGCAGCAGACGGACCUUCAGCUGCGGUGUCUGCACCAGCAGCUUCUCCAGACAGACCAACCUCAGAGCUCACCUUCGUGUCCACAGCAGAGAGCGACCCUUCACCUGUCCCACCUGUGGGAAAGGUUUCUCCGCCCGCAGCAGCAUCAGGGUCCACCAGCUCACUGUGCACAACAAGCAGCGGCCCCACAGGUGUGCUCACUGCGGGAAGGUGUUCGGCACCCGCAGCCACCUCAGGACGCACCAGGUGUCCAACCGGCAGCACCGCGGGAAGCCGCUCACGUGUUCGUCGUGCGGUGAGACGCUGGCAGCGCGGUGCUGCCUCCGAGAGCACACACGGACCUGUCAGAAAACAGACGGCAGGUUCAGGUGUGCACAGUGCGGGAAGGAGUUCUCCAAACACGGUUACCUGUCUGCACACCAGAGAGUGCACCUGAAGGACAAACCGUUUAAAUGUCCCACGUGUGAGAAAGGGUUCACCACGCGCCGCAGCGUCCACGUCCACCAGCUGACCGUCCACAGAGGACUGAGGCCGUUCACCUGCAGCGUCUGCAGGAAGACGUUCAGCCAGCAGAGCGGCCUGAGAGCUCACCUGAGGACACACACAGGUGAGCGGCCGCACACCUGCGAGCAGUGUGGGAACAGCUUUUCCAGCAGGAGCAGCUUGUCGGUCCACCGCCGUGUCCACACCGGAGAAAAGUCCUUCACCUGUGACACCUGCGGGAAGAGCUUCAGCGUGUCGGCCAACCUGCGCCGGCACCGACUCGUCCACUCCGGCCACCGCGCGUUCAGCUGCGACGUGUGCGGCCGCAGCUUCUCCCAGGCUGGACACCUGAAGGUGCACCGCACCGUGCACAGCGGCGAGUGGGCGUUCAUCUGUAACGCCUGCGGGAAGGGCUUCAGACAGCGCGGCGCGCUGCUAGUUCACGAGCGGAGUCACGCUGGCAUCAAACCAUACUGCUGCAGCGAGUGUGGGAAAACCUUCUCCUCGUCCACAUCGCUGAAGCGCCACCAGCUGGCCCACGGCGGGCAGAAAGCUCACACCUGCAACGAGUGCGGGAAGAGCUUCAGCAGCACCCAGAUCCUGACGACUCACCUGCAGCUGCACGGCGGCAGCAAAGCGUUCACCUGUGACGUGUGCAGCCGCCACUACAGCUCGUUGAGCUACCUGAGGACGCACCGACGCAGCCACUCGGAGGGGAAGCCGUUCAGCUGCGCUCAGUGUCAGAAAACCUUCUCCACGCAGGCGAGCAUGAAACUGCACGAGCGCACACACAGCGGAGAGAAACCGUACGUGUGUGAGGUGUGCGGGAAGAGUUUCAGCGUGUCGCACAACCUCGUCAGGCACAAACGCGUCCACAGCGGAGAGAAACCGUUUGAGUGCAGCGUCUGCGGGAAGAGAUUCAGUCAGAACAACAACCUGAAGACUCACCAGCUCAUUCACACGGGACAGAAGCCGUUCAGCUGCUCCACCUGCAGCAGGAGCUUCAGCUCCACGAGGAGCCUCAGAGAGCACAGGUGCGCCUCCGCCUGACGGACCGCGGGACGGCCGGGCCGACAGGCGGACAUGCAGCCGGACAGGCGAGGUUCUGUUCGACGCUGAAUGUGACAAAGCUGACGUUCUGCCUGUGAUAACAUGCAAAAAUGUAUUUCUUUCUUUAUUUAUUUGUCCAGUCUGAUUAUUUUAUUUUGUUUCUUAUUUUGGUGUUUCAUCAUUUCCAUCCUGAAAAACAUUGUUGUCAGUUCCAUUUGGAACAAGCCGUGUAAAUGCAUCUGAAUGCGAAAUAUGUGUUAAAAUAUUCCAGAAUGAAAUGCAGCUGCUCCACGAGUCAUACAAAAGAUUUUGUUUUAUUUGUGUAGUUUCAGACUUCAACUUUACUGAAACAGAAACAAGAAAAAUAAAACGAGCUCAACAGAAAA